UGCACUACCAUUGCAUCAUGAAUUGACAUUCUUGCCCAUGGAAGAUUGGUCUCCUAACCAAGUUAGCUUAAAUGGAAAACUUUUCUCCAUUGAGUCUGAAAUGUUUAGCAAUAUUUUAACAACAUUUUCUGUCUACAAUGAAGUUGAUACAAUUUUGAUUACCUCAAAGGGUUCACAAAUCACAUUCUCUGCGGUUCCAUGUGAGGAGAUAAUUAUUAGGGAAGAGAGUGGAGAUUGUUUGAUUAUAGGUGAUAGAGAAGUUGAAACUCACAUGCAUAUGCCUCUUCAUCCAUCCUCAUUUUUCAUUAAUUGUGGACUUCAAGCUCGAAGGGUAUGGUUCUUGGAAACAACUGAUUCUUGUGCAAUAAUCCAUUUCCCUUUUCAAGUAUAUGCUCAUUUUUUGAUGAUUUGUUUUCCCUUUGCAAAUGUAAACUCAGCUCAAGAUUAACUCACACCUAAUUAGAAAAUAUAUACAUGUUGUAUAGUCUUAGGUUUUGGGAUUUAUAUGUGGGUAUGAUACAACUAAUUCUAUUGCCAAUUAGAAA
Messenger RNA from Cucumis melo (muskmelon), 545 nucleotides. RefSeq lists its product as uncharacterized. The coding region runs from base 38 to 448 and encodes 136 amino acids. The transcript is spliced from 3 exons. Lineage: Eukaryota; Viridiplantae; Streptophyta; Magnoliopsida; Cucurbitales; Cucurbitaceae. The record is from RefSeq and is a predicted model, not a curated record.